This is a messenger RNA of Zalophus californianus (California sea lion), 12000 nucleotides long. RefSeq names its product HECT, C2 and WW domain containing E3 ubiquitin protein ligase 2 (gene HECW2). The transcript has 30 exons. Lineage: Eukaryota; Metazoa; Chordata; Mammalia; Carnivora; Otariidae. Gene Ontology annotation, molecular function: protein binding; ubiquitin-protein transferase activity. The coding region runs from base 609 to 5324 and encodes 1571 amino acids. Gene Ontology annotation, biological process: regulation of dendrite morphogenesis. The record is from RefSeq and is a predicted model, not a curated record.
AGGCAAAGUAGCUCGGAGCGCUUCCAAUAAUCCAUUUUUAAUUGUGACCACACCCCGUAUAGGUGACAUAAGUAUUACCGUCUUGCCCUUGCAGUUGGGGAAACCGAGGCAUGACACUCCUCCAUUCAGUUUUUCAGUAGGAUUUAGGAAGAAUCCUGCCUGCAUGACCUCAGAGGGUCUCCUCCUUCCUCCACGGCGCCUCUCAGAACCCUCAUGUCCUUCGGCGUCGCAGGAGAGCAGCUCGGGAUUCGUCCUCCGCCCAAUAGCACCCGCCCCACUCUCCCGCACCUUCCUCAAGAGGUCCAGCUGGCCAAGGUCUGGCUGUCUCUCCCGUCCUUCCCCCAGUCCCCCGCCUCCCUUUCCCCGGUCCCCGACGUGCAGGAAGCCCCCAGCCAAGUGCCCCGCAGGAAGGUGCGGGCAGAUGCUGCCCAGGCGUCUAGCGGGAGGGGCGCCGGCGGCGCCAGAGAGUUGGAAGUCUUUGGAGACAAGACAGAGAGCUCACAGAGUUACAAGGGAUCGAUAUUAAAGUUCCAGAAGGCAAGCAUCGGCGAUCAUCAUAGAUAGAGGUGGACGCUUUGUAGGAAGCUAACCUCCAAGAGGCAGACGGGAUGGCUAGCUCAGCCCGGGAGCACCUGCUUUUUGUGCGGCGUAGAAAUCCCCAGAUGCGGUACACACUAAGCCCAGAGAACCUCCAGAGCCUGGCCUCCCAGAGCUCCAUGCCAGAGAACAUGACCCUACAGAGGGCGAACAGCGACACAGACCUGGUGACUUCUGAGAGCCGCUCCAGCUUGACUGCGAGCAUGUACGAGUACACGCUGGGGCAAGCCCAGAACCUCAUUAUCUUCUGGGAUAUUAAAGAGGAGGUGGACCCCAGUGAUUGGAUUGGACUUUAUCAUAUAGAUGAGAAUUCCCCAGCCAACUUCUGGGAUUCUAAAAACAGGGGUGUGACUGGAACCCAAAAAGGUCAAAUUGUAUGGAGAAUUGAGCCUGGGCCCUAUUUCAUGGAACCGGAGAUAAAAAUCUGUUUUAAGUACUACCACGGCGUUAGUGGAGCCCUUCGUGCCACGACCCCUUGCAUCACCGUGAAGAACCCGGCUGUGAUGAUGGGGGCAGAAGGCAUGGAAGGAGGUGCUUCUGGAAAUCAGCAUUCUCGGAAACUAGUUAGCUUUACAUUGUCAGAUCUUAGAGCAGUUGGGCUAAAGAAAGGGAUGUUCUUCAAUCCUGACCCUUAUCUUAAGAUGUCCAUUCAGCCAGGGAAGAAGAGCAGUUUCCCCACCUGUGCCCACCAUGGGCAGGAGAGAAGGUCUACUAUCAUCAGUAACACCACUAAUCCAAUUUGGCACCGAGAGAAAUACUCCUUUUUUGCACUUCUUACUGAUGUCUUAGAAAUUGAAAUUAAAGACAAAUUUGCCAAGAGCCGUCCCAUCAUCAAGCGUUUUCUGGGGAAACUAACCAUUCCAGUCCAGAGAUUGCUGGAGCGGCAAGCCAUUGGCGAUCAAAUGCUCAGCUACAACCUUGGCCGCAGGCUCCCAGCUGACCACGUGAGCGGGUACCUCCAGUUUAAAGUGGAGGUUACGUCUUCUGUGCACGAAGAUGCUUCUCCAGAAGCUGUUGGCACAAUACUUGGGGUCAAUACUGUAAAUGGAGACCUAGGAAGCCCUUCUGAUGAGGAGGACAUGCCUGGGGGCCAUCAUGACAGCCCCAUUUGUUCUAAUGGACCAGUUUCUGAGGACAGUGCUGCUGAUGGGACGCCCAAGCAUUCUUUCAGGACUAGCUCUACUCUGGAAAUAGACACAGAGGAAUUAACCUCUACUUCUUCAAGGACCUCACCUCCCCGAGGACGUCAGGAUUCACUCAAUGAUUACUUAGAUGCGAUUGAACACAAUGGCCAUUCCAGGCCGGGCACGGCCACCUGCUCAGAGAGGUCCAUGGGAGCCUCUCCAAAACUAAGGAGUAGUUUUCCCACCGACACAAGACUCAACGCAAUGCUUCAUAUCGACUCAGAUGAGGAAGACCACGAGUUCCAGCAAGACCUAGGAUAUCCAUCUUCCUUGGAGGAAGAAGGAGGGCUAAUAAUGUUUGGCACGGCAUCAAGAACUGAUGAUGUGAGCCUGACAUCACAGACAAAGCCGGAAGACAACCCAGUGGAGGUGGAGGAAGCCUCCACAAAUGAAGCCGCUUCCUUCGAGGAUAAGCCAGAACAUCUUCCAGAGCUGGCAGAGGCCUCCUUACCCCCAGGCCCAGUCCCAGAUGAAAGCGAAAAUGGCCCAGAGUCUCAACCAAGUGCUGACCAGGGCAGCACCGAAUUGUGUGGCUCUCAGGAGGUGGAUCAGCCCACGAGUGGGGCAGACACGGGGACUUCCGACACAUCAGGAGGAAGCCGCAGAGCCAUCAGUGAGACUGAGUCCCUGGAUCAGGGGUCUGAGCCUUCCCAGGUGUCCUCUGAAACAGAGCCCAGUGACCCUGCCAGGACAGAGAGCGUGAGCGAGGCUAGCACGCGGCCAGAGGGCGAGAGCGACCUGGAGGGCGCCGACAGCUCCUGCAAUGAGAGUGUUACCACACAGCUCUCCUCGGUGGACACGCGGUGCUCGUCUCUUGAGAGUGCACGCUUUCCCGAAACCCCGGCCUUUUCUUCUCAGGAGGAGGAAGAUGGAGCCUGUGCAGCAGAGCCCAGCCGCAGUGGCCCCUCUGAAGGGUCGCAGGAUUCCAUAUGCACUCCCAGUGCUUUACCUGUGGUGCAGGUGCCCAGUGGAGAGGAGGAAAGGCCAGGGGCAGACACAGCCCCUCUACCUCACCAGGAGGAGGUGGGGGAGGUCUGGCAGCGGCGGGGGAGCCUGGAGGGAGCUGCUGCCGCUGAGAGCCAGCCGCAAGAAGAGGGUGAUGCUGGGGAUGCCCACGGGGCUUAUGAAGGGGCCACUGCCCAGGAGGAGGGCGCCACCGGAGGUUCUCAAGCCAAUGGCCACCAGCCAUUGAGAUCGCUGCCUUCGGUACGCCAAGAUGUUAGCCGCUACCAGAGGGUGGAUGAGGCUCUUCCACCAAACUGGGAGGCACGCAUUGACAGCCACGGCAGGAUCUUCUACGUGGAUCACGUCAACAGAACCACCACGUGGCAGCGGCCAACAGCACCCCCGGCCCCCCAGGUGCUGCAGAGGUCCAACUCCAUACAGCAAAUGGAGCAGCUGAACCGGAGAUACCAGAGUAUCCGCAGAACCAUGACUAACGAGAGGCCUGAGGAAAAUACCAACGCUAUCGAUGGGGCAGGGGAGGAAGCUGACUUUCACCAAGCCAGUGCAGAUUUCCGACGGGAGAACGUCCUGCCCCACUCUACCUCUAGAUCCAGGCUCACAUUGCUGUUGCAGUCUCCCCCCGUGAAGUUCCUCAUCAGCCCAGAGUUCUUUACCGUGCUGCAUUCUAACCCUAGUGCCUACCGCAUGUUUACAAACAAUACGUGUUUGAAGCACAUGAUCACCAAAGUCCGGCGGGACACCCACCACUUUGAACGCUACCAGCAUAACCGAGAUCUUGUGGGAUUCCUCAACAUGUUCGCCAACAAACAGCUGGAGCUGCCAAGGGGCUGGGAGAUGAAACACGAUCAUCAGGGCAAGGCAUUUUUUGUCGACCACAACUCCCGCACCACCACUUUUAUCGACCCCCGGCUCCCGCUCCAGAGCAGUAGACCCACAAGCGCGCUGGUUCAUCGGCAGCACCUGACGAGGCAACGCAGCCACAGUGCCGGCGAGGUAGGAGAAGAUUCUCGACAUACAGGCCCACCAGUUCUUCCCAGGCCAUCGAGUACGUUCAAUACAGUCAGUAGGCCACAGUACCAGGAUAUGGUUCCAGUGGCUUACAAUGACAAGAUUGUUGCAUUUCUGCGCCAACCCAACAUCUUUGAAAUUCUACAGGAGCGUCAACCUGAUCUUACCAGGAAUCAUUCACUCAGGGAGAAGAUCCAAUUUAUCCGAACUGAAGGGACCCCAGGAUUGGUGCGUCUUUCAAGUGAUGCAGACCUUGUUAUGUUGCUGAGUUUAUUUGAAGAAGAGAUAAUGUCUUAUGUGCCUCCACAUGCCUUACUUCACCCCAGCUACUGUCAGUCCCCCCGUGGCUCCCCUGUGUCCUCUCCCCAGAACUCGCCAGGUACUCAGCGUGCCAAUGCCCGGGCUCCAGCCCCUUACAAGCGAGACUUUGAAGCCAAGCUAAGGAACUUUUACAGGAAGUUAGAGACGAAAGGAUACGGACAAGGCCCAGGGAAAUUGAAGUUAAUUAUCAGAAGAGAUCACUUACUAGAAGAUGCUUUUAAUCAGAUCAUGGGCUACUCCAGAAAAGACUUGCAGAGAAAUAAGCUGUACGUCACAUUUGUCGGGGAGGAAGGGCUGGAUUACAGUGGACCUUCCAGAGAGUUUUUCUUCCUCGUAUCCAGAGAACUCUUUAACCCAUAUUAUGGCUUAUUUGAAUAUUCGGCCAAUGAUACAUACACAGUACAAAUAAGCCCCAUGUCUGCUUUUGUAGACAAUCACCAUGAGUGGUUCCGGUUCAGUGGUAGGAUUCUUGGUCUUGCACUCAUACACCAGUAUUUGUUGGAUGCCUUCUUCACACGGCCCUUUUAUAAAGCUCUUCUCAGAAUUCUGUGUGACCUGAGUGAUCUAGAAUACCUUGACGAAGAGUUCCACCAGAGCCUGCAGUGGAUGAAAGACAAUGACAUCCAUGACAUCUUGGACCUUACAUUCACUGUGAACGAAGAAGUUUUUGGGCAGAUUACCGAACGAGAAUUAAAACCAGGGGGUGCCAAUAUCCCGGUCACAGAGAAGAACAAGAAGGAGUACAUCGAGAGGAUGGUGAAAUGGAGGAUUGAAAGGGGCGUCGUACAGCAAACAGAGAGCUUAGUGCGCGGCUUCUAUGAGGUGGUGGAUGCCAGGCUGGUGUCUGUUUUUGAUGCAAGAGAACUGGAACUGGUCAUCGCAGGCACAGCUGAAAUCGACCUGAGUGACUGGAGAAACAACACGGAAUAUAGAGGAGGAUAUCAUGACAAUCAUAUUGUAAUUCGGUGGUUCUGGGCUGCCGUGGAAAGAUUCAACAAUGAACAACGACUAAGGUUGUUACAGUUUGUCACAGGCACAUCCAGCAUUCCCUAUGAAGGAUUUGCUUCUCUCCGAGGGAGUAAUGGCCCAAGAAGAUUCUGUGUGGAGAAAUGGGGGAAAAUCACUGCUCUUCCCAGAGCUCACACUUGUUUUAACCGUCUGGAUCUCCCCCCGUACCCAUCCUUCUCCAUGCUUUAUGAAAAACUCUUGACAGCAGUGGAAGAGACCAGCACUUUUGGACUUGAGUGACCUGGAAAAGUGAUAUCGGGCUCCAUAUGGACAGGCAAUUUCAGAAGCUGCCCUCUCGAAGAAUGGCUGAACAUUGGAAGUUUGAAGAGUACACUUCCAUUAGAGUAAAGCUGAAUGCUCUGAUUUUCCAGGAACACAAGCUCUGUCACAUCUGGGGACCGGAUAGUGGUGAUGAUUCCUCUUGGAAGGAUUGGGGUGAGCUUGAUGCCCAGGGAACAACCCAAUAGUCUUUCAAUCAACAGUUGUUGACUGCCAAACUUUUUUCCAUUUGUGUUAUGUUCCAAGACAAAGAUGAACCUAUACACGAUCAGUUCCACAGUCACUUUUAGGGACUCAGGAAAAUCUUGAAACUUACCACUGAAUGUGGAUCAAGCCAAACUGGCAGCACUUGGCCCAAUCUCCAAAUUAGCGCAGGUUAAAUAAUAUAAGAAAAACCAAUAUGUCUCCUGAAAGUACAUUCAUUGAAGCCCUAAGUUAUAGCAGAAUGUUCAUUUUCUUGCUUAUGAGUGCCUGCAUGGUGUGCACCAUAGGUUUCAGCUUUCAUGGGACACAAGUGAAAAUGAAACCCAGUCAACAUGAGGUAAUUUUAAAGAUUUGCAAUAAGGUGGUCUGUGACAAUGUAUAUGCAAAGUGGUAUGUGUGUAACUAUGGCUGAAGACAAACUGUUAUACAAUGAAUAACUAAUGACAGAUUUUAUGCUUUAUAAUGCAUGAAAACAAUUUAAAAAUAACUAGCAAUUAAUCACAGCAUAUCAGGAAAAAAUACACAGUUCUGUUUUGUCAUAGGUUCAUUACAUUUACGUUCUUUAAGCUGUAUAUAAGAACCUACCUGUCCUACUGUAUGUGUCACCUGUUCCAUUUCCAUGUUCCGUGCUUACUCGGGCAUCAUGCUAGUACGUAUCCUUUUAAGCACUCUCAAGGGAACAAAAGGGCCUUUUAUUUUUAUAAAGGUACAAAAAAAAAUUCCCCGAAAUAUUUUGCACUGAAUGUACCAAAGUUGAAGGGACAUUACAAUACGACUAACAGCAACUCCAUCACUUGACAAGUAUAAUAGAAAAUAGCUUCUAAAUCAGACUUCCUUCACAGUGCCAUGUCUACCACUACAAGGACUGUGCAUCUAAGUAAUAAUUUUUUAAGACUCACUAUAUGUGAUAGUAUGAUAUGCAUUUAUUUAAAAUGCAUUAGACUUCUUCCAUCCAUCAAAUACUUUACAGGAUGGCAUUUAAUACAGAUAUUUCGUAUUUCCCCCACUGCUUUUUAUUUGUACAGCAUCAUUAAACACUAAGCUCAUUUAGGGAACCAUCAGCAACACCCAAGAGAUCAGCUCUCUUUAGUAAUAAGAAUUCCAUUUUCCCUCAUCGGUGAAGACAUCACAAAUUGAAACUCUCAGUACUAUAUUUCUAAGCCUGCAUUUUCACUAAUGCAUAAUUUUCUUAUCAAUAUUAAGAAACAAUUUUUCUAUGGUAUCUCAGAAACUGCAUGAUAUCACCAAUGUUAUUUCUGCAUAGUUUUAUCAGAGGAUGUUCUUCAUUUUUAUUGCUUUUGGGGUUACUCCAGAUCAUUGUUUAUUUCUUGACUUAUGGCCAUAACUAAUCGGGGUGAGUUCUUCAAUAGAGUGAAGUUAAAUCAUGGAUAAUAAAAGCACUGGAUUAACAUUUGGUUUGCCAGCCUGUGGUUUUACAGGCAUUGCCCAAACACCUCUUUGAGAAUUAUAAGUAGCCAUGGAAUUCCUAUUAUGGGAUGUUGGCAAUCUUGUAUUUUAUAGGGUCACAUGCAUGGUUUUCACAGGUGGUUUAUAAGAACUAAUUGCUCUCCUGUUGGUUAAGCUAUGUUUACUGUUGAGACCCUCAAGAGAAAUACCACUCAUGUUGCAUUCCUGAACUAAAGGCAGGUACUAUAGCAUGGGGAAACAUUCCCCGGAAAAGGUUACCGAAAUCUGGAGAUGAGAAAGAAAGAUUUAUCUGUGUACUAUAAUUGGACCAGAGAAAAAAGUUUUCAUUGGAAAUGUUAGUUUGUACUUAUUGAUCAUGAAUAUAAGUAUAUAUUUAAUUUUGCAAACUAUUUUUACUUGUUUGUAUUUUUUUCAUUAUAAGGAAAAAUAGUAUAACAUACUUAAAAAAAUACAUCUUUGAUCGUAUAUAAGAUGGUUCAGAGCUGGCAUUCUCUAAGCAGCUGGUAUAAAAGGUUACACAUUUCUUUCAAAAAUAGACCAUGUUAGCUUUCAUUUUGGUUUGUGACACUUUGUUAUCACAUUCCACAUUAUUAGGUAAAAGAGGUUUGAAAUAAAAUGCAUCUCUUUAAUUAAUCCUAACAAAUGUAUUUCUUGUUAAGGCAUCUAACUUCUUCCCAAAUAAUAGUAUAAUCAUCCACUGUUGCUAUUGUUCUCAGAAUUGGGAAUUACCAAAGAUGUACUUAACAUAUCAGAACACCAUGAUAAGUGAUCUGUUAUUCUUAAUUAGUAAAAUAAAAAAGUCCAAUAAUAACUAUAAAAACAUUAAAUAACAUUUCCACAGAAUAAAUGAGACUUUAACAUCCUCUACAAAUAGAAAUAUCCGUAAAUAUUUUCUUCUGGACUCUGAGCCUAGAUGACCUGGCUGUGUGGUCUCGUUUUCUUUAAGAAAUUCAUGAGUGAUGCUUAUAAUAUACUGUCUUCUAUAAAAGACAGUCAUGAUGCAUCGUGUAUGUAUGCAGAACGUCUCCUAGAUGAAGCCAGAGGCAAACUAUCAGCCUUCACUCUGUGCCAACCACUGUGUUUGAUGGUGAGCCACAAGAUUCAAAAUAUGCCCUUGAGAAACUCACAGUCUAGAGGAGUAGACACUAAGGUUUAAAAAAACUAUUUUUAAUAAAAUUUGGUAUGUUUUACAAUUAAGGAAUGAGGAGAGAAUGGCUUAUUCCAUUUGGGAAAUCCAUUGAAGUCUUCAUACAUGGGAGAUACUGUGGCUAAAAAUAAAAAUCACAUAAAUGCUCUUUCUCUUGGUAACUAAUGGCAUGUGAUAAUGUGUCAACACCGGUCAGAUGGGGAGGCCCAGGGCACAUUCACACACGAGGGCUUAAAGUGUGCAGAUGGGGAGCCGAACUAUGAAGGAGCAGCUCAAGGAUCCUCAAAUUAUCAGAGAAAUGCCAAAAUUAGUACUUUCCCUGUUUCCUUUCAUCUGCACUGCAAUGUACUUUCUGUUUUCAGUGGGAAAAAUCCCAGUCCUUAAGCCGAAGCCACUUCUGGGGUCAGGAUGUUUAUUUUGUGCACGAAAAUGAAUGGAUCUUGGCUAAAGAAGUGUGGUCACAAUUUUUUAGCAUAUGUUGUGUUUAUAAUUUAGUAGACAGAUUCUGUAAUCAAUGAAGGAAAAUCUGUUUCACCUGCAUUAACAAUCAGAAGUACUGAAACUGCAUUCAAAAUGAUUAACAGUAACAGAAUGUGUGUGUGCGGCGCUUUAGAGUUUCAAAGUGCUUUCCCGUGCGUCAUCUUAUGUCUUUCGCUGCUCACAUGCUUCUGUGGGGUAGAAGGUAUCAAUCCCAGCUGGGUUGAGGCUGAUUUUCAUGGACAGCUUAUAAGACCCAUUUCAGCACUUUAUGGUUACAAUUCUAGGUUUCAUUUCAAGAAAUGUGGAGACUAAUGUUUCUACAAACGUAUUCCACUAUCAGUGAAUUUUGCAAGAUGCUGCAUUUGCCCAAAUUCUCAUUUCUUCAAACACUCUUAAAAUGUGUACCUUCUGAAAAUCCCGUGGAAGAAAUUAGUAUAUUCAUGGAAAAACUCCUCAUAGACUUAAUACUUGCAUUUUUACUACUUAUGAGAAAUUUAAAACAAUGCAAAAUUUGAUGGCAUUAGGUGGAUUUCUAUAGUAUAGUAGUUUAGUUUUCUCAGAUAUUACUUGGAAAAGUGGGAAGAAACCCCGCUUUAAUCAGAAACCUUGUUUUAUUUUUUAAUAAAAAUAAAAGGAUGGCUCUAGAAGCUCUGGUAGCUAGAUCCCAGUGAUGUGGAUGAAGGAAUCCCUGCAGGUUCUCUUUUCCUCUCUGUCCUCUUCACAGUCACUCAAUUUUUGUCUGUCUUUCUGCACAAAUUGUAUUUAUGACUUGCCCACUUCUAACAGGCAAACAUCUUACAACAAAGAGCCUGGAAGUCUUCCCAACUUAACUGUAUUGGAGAAAUUCCCAAGGCAGGUGAAUGAUGAUAUACCAUCAUUAAAAGACAUCUGUAACCCUGCACAGUAAAAACAUGCAAAAGAAGAAUGUGACCCACUCUCCAAACUGGGCCUGAGUCUCAGGCCCUAUUCUCUCUUAUCUGCUUUAGUUGUUGAGUGAAAGCUCGCUAGAUCUUAGACACCUUACUUCCAUAAAAGUUGACUUUAAAUUAAUGAGCAUGUCACUUUUAUCAGAUUCUAAUUGUGCAAAACCUGUUACCUUUCUAGUUUGAUUGUGUUUUCCAGAUAGAUUUGUUUAUCUAACAUGGAAGCAAAGGAAGGCCAGAGACAUUAAAGCUUCCUAAAUUGUGGCUUAUGGCCAACGGCUGUCCACUAGAAGGGUGAUACAAACAAAAAGCAGAAAAGCAAAAAGCAGAAAGAGAAGCCCAGCAGUUGUGUCCCCCACCCCUGCCUGAAAGUAAUGCUAAUUGUUGACCAACUGUCAAGACUCAGGAGUGGUAGCUCCAUUCCAAGGAGCAGGCACAAAGGAGAUAAUGGAUGUAUGUACUACCCUUAAUCACAGCAAUCUGGGCCAGAAGGAAUGCAGGGAUGGUUAAGACAGCACCCUAGCAAAGAGAAAGUUAAAACGAGAAUUGGAAAGAUCAGGGCACCUGGGUGGCUCAGUCGUUAAGCAUCUGCCUUCCGCUCAGGUCCCAGGGUCCUGGGAUCGAGCCCCGCAUCGGCCUCCCUGCUCCACGGGAAGCCUGCUUCUCCCUCUCCCACUCCCCCUGCUUGUAUUCCCUCUCUCGCUGUGCCUCUCUCUGUCAAAUAAAUAAGUAAAAUCUUUAAAAAAAAGAGAGAGAGGGUUGGAAAGAUCAUCUUAGGGCUUCAGUUUGGUUUCUGACUUUGGGGGAAAAAAGAAACAAAGAAGAGUGUCAUGCUGCCUAGUGAGGCUACUGCUUGAUAAUCUCCCUGGUGGGAAAUACCCUCGUCAUGUAACUUCGGUUGAUUGAUAACAUCUUCUGUAUUGCACAACAGAAUUUAAAAGUAUUAAAGCUAACCAUAGAUGAAUCAGGAAAAUUUGACAAUUUAGCAUUACAUUACGUCAUGGAUUUUAUUUAACUUCAGAAUUACUGUUGCUAUUAUUGAACUUUCUAUAUAAGUAAAAAACCAAAACAAAACAGUGUAGCUUGACAUAUUUAUGAUACUUAAUUUGUUUCUCCGUGGACAUUCUUUGACAUUGGAAUAGCUUUUGGGACAUUUUCAUGGUUUCUUUAGUGGUUAUUUAAAUGUUCCCUAUUAAUCCAGAAAGCAAAAACUUAAGAAUUAGGUUGCUGAAUUGCAAAUGGAGAACCUAAUCAGUGUUUCCAAUUUUUCAGAAAGCUAAUCAAGACUGAAAACACAUUUGCUUAGAUUUAAUCCUCUAGGCAGUUUAUUUGGCUUUCACAAUGGCACAGUUCAGCAGCAUUGGCAGGCCCUAGUUGUAGGGUUUCUGGGAAAAACAGGGAAUUAAAUUUACAUACGUGAUGUUUACGUCCAGUGACCUUGGGCAGGUGAUAUCUUUCUAUCUAAUUUUCUUUUAGGAUAUUACAACCCUGAGGAGUGUUGUUAGGUAUGUUGUGUGAUUCAAACUGAAUCAGCUAUUACUGAUGCAGGUAAGGAACCAUCAGUAAACUUCUGGUUAUUACACCUUCUGUAAAAAAGGAUGGUUAUGUUUAAGAAAUACCUUGGAAGGAUUAACCAGGAAACACACAGAACUGAAUGUUCUUUUAGGACCCUAUGCUCUAAAAGCUGUUAUUACAACCUAUUUUUCUUUAUAUGAUAUCGUAAGUAAAAUUUGAAGCUGUUCAUAUAUUGGAAAGUGCAUAAGAUUACAUGUUUUUAUAACAGGGAUGCAGGCAUUCCAAAAUAAAUAAAAAUACAUGCAUCUCUCUUGCCUCUUACUGAAAGUAUUAAUCUAAUUUUAUAAUAAUGCUUACUUUUUAAUAUUAAGGCUCUGUAAAAAAAACCCAUAUUUAUUUCUCAGAUUUCAGUAGAGCACAGGUGAUGUAUUUUUUUAAGCCUUUCCUUUUCUUUUCACCAACUCCACCCAUGUGUCUACUAUACCAUGUAUUCACAGUCAAGAGCUAUGUUUCUAUUUUUGUUGAGUUGAUUUAUGCUUCAUAUUCAUUCAGUGUGACUUUCAAUAGAGAAUAAUAAUGGGAGGUAUUUAGUAUUGGCAUUAAGACCAUACAGCUCUCAUUUCACCUUAUAUUUAAAUUUCAUCUGUUUUUUUUCCAAAGCAAAUAAUGCAGAUUGUUGACAUCCUAGGAAUGAUUUGUGGGUGGUAUUAAAUGGAGCCUGGGAUUCUGAAAUGUAGACUAGAUGUUGGUUUUCUGGAAAGUUUGUAUUCUUAUCCUCACCUGAACCCCUGACUUUUGUGUUGUAUUUUUUUAUGAUUCCAAAAUGCUUUGAGGGAAAGAUAUUUUAAUGUGUACAAUUUGUUUUAUUUUCCUACUGAUCUCUAUUUUUGUUUAAAACCAUGUUGCAUCAUGAAAUCACUUAAUCCAAAAUAAAUCUUCU